This is a messenger RNA of Egretta garzetta (little egret), 2683 nucleotides long. It is a transcript of the gene MMACHC, whose product is annotated as metabolism of cobalamin associated C. Gene Ontology annotation, biological process: cobalamin metabolic process. NCBI's taxonomy places the organism in Eukaryota, Metazoa, Chordata, Aves, Pelecaniformes, Ardeidae. Gene Ontology annotation, cellular component: cytoplasm. The transcript has 3 exons. Bases 397 to 1083 code for a protein of 228 amino acids. The record is from RefSeq and is a predicted model, not a curated record. Gene Ontology annotation, molecular function: cyanocobalamin reductase (cyanide-eliminating) (NADP+) activity; FAD binding; demethylase activity.
GAAAUAAACCAUGCAACUAGUCACGGGAGCAAAACAGAAGCGCCAGUUUCUUUCUGGCCGAUGCUGAGAUAAAAAGCUGUAAAAGCUUCAUCUAAACCGACACAUCUGAUUUGUACUGGCGAGACUGGUUGCUGAUACUUCCCUCUACAGUUUCUGAGCAGAGCUGGAUAAAGGGCAGCCUUGAGCUGAAUGCGGUGAGUGAUUCUUAUCUCUCAGGUACAGCUUGCAGGACAGCUUCCAGAAACCGUAAAUCCCAGUAUGCAAAACAGCCUUGGUUUGAAUGGGAGGCAGUAGGCAGGCUGCAUAAUCUGGGUUGCAAAUGAAGGUGGCUACACUUCUUUCCAGUUUUUAAAAUUCCUGCAUGCCCGCUAGCAAAAGAGUGGUGUCCCUGUUUUAAUGGAGAUUUGUUUUUCUUUGCCAAAGGUUGGAUGGUACAAUGCUGUUCUCCAGCCAGCCUUUCAUCUCCCCUACCCAGAUGACACGCUGGCCUUCGUGGUCCUCAGCACACCUUCCAUGUUUGACAAAGCCCUUAAACCUUUUGUGAACAAAAAGUGGUUAAAAAUAAUCAGGGAUCCUGUGGAUCAAUGUGUUUCUCAUCAUUUGUCACAUGUGAAGGAGAAAUUCCCUGAGCAGAAGGUGGACGUCAUCUUUGAUUACGAGAUCCUUCCAAGCCGAAAGCCCAAGUUCUUGGCACAGACAGCUGCCCAUGUUGCUGGAGCCGCAUUUUACUACCAAAGGAAGGAUGUGAAGCAUGAUCCUUGGGGUAAGAAGAAGAUUUAUGGCGUAUGUAUCCAUCCCAAGUAUGGAGGUUGGUUUGCUAUCCGGGGUCUCCUCCUGUUCCCAGAUAUUCAGGUACCAUUCCUGGAACAGUCUGCCCCUGUUGACUGUGUGAACACAGAGGAGAAAAGAAUUGAGUUACUGGAGCAAUUCAAUUUCCACUGGCAGGACGGCCGCUACAGGGACAUCAUUGAAGUGAAGGAAAAGUACUCGGAGGAGCAAAAGGCGUACUUUGCUACUCCUCCAGCGGAGAGACUCAGACUGCUAGGGCUGACACAAGAAUCCUGGAGAAGCACAUUUCACUGAGUAACAUGGCUCCAUGGAGGGGCAGAGGGCAAGCAGAGUGGAACUCAUCAGUGCCUUCUUUUCCAUGGUGCUGAGGAGGAUGGUGUGCUGAUACAGAGAUGGCAAAUUAACUGGCUUAAUUUAAUUACAAAAGUAUUUUAAUGUCUCCUUAACCUCCAAAAGACAAAUCUCCAGAGAUGGUUUCACUGAGUAGCGUGGCCCUGUGUGUGGAGCAGGGGUGAGGCAAACACAGCCAACAGCAGCCGCCUCCUUCAGGGUAGUUAUGAAAGGGAAAGGGACAGUGCAAAGGCCACACCUCGAGUCUGAUGGGUUUCCUCUUCUCCCAGGGUCAGCUUCUCAGAAUGAGGUGACGUCUCUAGGUCAGUUCUAAGCACUUACCCGCUCUCUAGAGCAGCCAACUAAAAUCUUUGGAAAGGUGCUGAGUAACAUCUGUGUGAGUGGAGUUUUUACUCGUACUGAGUUAACUGACUGAAAAAGUCAAUUCCCAUGACCUUUUUCUAUGGUAGAGAAGGUUUGAAUUGAAAAUAUUUUUCAGUGCUGUGCCAGCACACGCCACAGUUUUACUGCCAUGGUUUCCUGUUGUACUUUCCAUAUGGUGGAGAUCGUGAACCUGCACGCACAUAAAAACCAUCGCAUGAAGCAUUGUCACACGCACAGGCAACCAAGCAGUGGAAAAAAGAGAGGAGAUAUUCGUGACGUUCAUGUUACCUGUAUUGCUGGAUGAAACGUCUUCAGACAGAAACAGAACAGGGUUUUUAGAUGGCUUUGUCCUGUUAGAUUUGUUCAGAGGUUACAAUGGCACCGGGAAUCAGGAAUUAAUUUAUCUUAGAGUACUUCGAGGCUCAGGCCUCAUUAAAAUAAUAUAUUAUAAUAAAUUAAAAUAAUAUUUUGUGGGAGUUCUGAUACUUGACUGCAGUGCAGUGCUGCAAAUCGCUACGCACUUUUUCCCUUUCCUUGAUAUCAACGUGACGAUGCAAAAAUACACUUUGCAGAACUGAGCCCUUUUUAUUUUACACUGUGAUUCUUCAUACCUUUUGGAGACCCAAACACUAAGGCUGCCCUCACAAUAAGUCACUGCUUGAUACAAUUUCUCAUAGUCCAUGUACUAACUAAGCGUAAUCGAUGUUCAGUGUAACAAGUUUGUUUUCCUGUGAGCAGUGAGCGUGUGAUCGCUGGGUUUGUUCAGUGUAUUUGCUGUUAUAAAAGAGUCUUUGUUGCUUUCCACACUUUGUUCACCACAUGUGACUUAGGCAGACACCUGACUAACUGUGUGGUAGUGGUAUUGUGAUUUUUAAUUUAAGCAAAAUAAUGAAAUUUGUUUAAAUUCUGUUCUUUUGUUACAGCGUUACUUCUGGUUGAAAUGUUGAUUGGCCUUCUGGAACUUUCCAACUGAACUGUAAUUUAACAGGGACUUGAGUUAAUGGUUCAUAUUAGUAACAUACAAAAUAAUGAUUCUCUUAGAAGGAUAAAUACAGAAUGGAAUCAGAUUUAUCUUUUUACAUUACAAUUUAAAGUAAAAUAUUUUGCUAUUUUUGGGUUGAUUUCUUAUAAAUAUUUAUAUUUUGACUUACUUCAUUGAUUAAACAGAUUACCAUAGCCA